This is a messenger RNA of Silurus meridionalis, 1418 nucleotides long. It is a transcript of the gene pagr1, whose product is annotated as PAXIP1 associated glutamate-rich protein 1. The record is from RefSeq and is a predicted model, not a curated record. The transcript is spliced from 5 exons. NCBI's taxonomy places the organism in Eukaryota, Metazoa, Chordata, Actinopteri, Siluriformes, Siluridae. Bases 324 to 1205 code for a protein of 293 amino acids.
GGCGCUGAGGUCACGUGAUCGCCUCCUUUGAUGACGCAGACGGCGGGAGUUCAGCAGACAAGUAAACAUUCAGUCCAUCAUUAAUGAGCAGGAACAAUGAGAAGCGGUUCUGAUAAAGCUCUUACUCUGUGAACUUUCUGCGCGAUCCUGAUCACCGGAACACGCAGGGAGAUCUGGAUGUGAACUCGGUACGGUGAUUACACACUGUGCACUUCCACACUGAGGGGUAGGGUUUCUUUCAUGUCUCCUGAUUCAGCUGUGAAGCGGAUGUAGCAAAGUGAAUUCUUCACCAGGGAUCUUCUGCAAACAUCUCCAGUCUGUUAAUGGUAGAGGAUGAUACAGCGUCAGAUCACCUGAGUAAUUUAUUUUCAAACCCGUCUCAUCCUGUCCUGUCCACAGGUGUGAUGCAGGCAGUGGAGGAAGCGGAGUCCUCGCUCUCAGACAGAGUGGAGGUGAUGGCUGUAAAGGAUCAAGAGGACAAAUCCACAGAAGGGGACACACACAAAGUUAAUGAAGAGGCAGCUAAAACCGAGGACGCGACAGAGGACGUAAAGGAUGAGGAGAAAGACAAAGAGUUUAUGGAAACAGACAACCAGAAAGAGGGAACAAAGGAGGAUAAAGACAUGACCAAUGGAGGCAAGAGCCAGCAGGAGGUAGACGAUUGGGAAAUCACAUACAGCGAUGAGGAGCUGCAGGACCCUAAAAACUGGAUGCCUCCGCCUGAGGAGAUCAAGCGCCUGUAUGAGCUGCUGGCUAAAGGAGAAAUGCUGGAGCUGAAGUGGAUCCCUCUGCCUCGAAGACCUCCAACUCCACCACGCACUCCUUCUCCUGAGAGAGAUGGAGAGGACUCGGACUCGGACAAACAGGAGGAGAGUGAGCGCAGGCCUCCUUCACCCACUGAGUUCGAUUUUGAUGAAGAACAAACAAUGACUCCCAAGAACGCUUUCCUUAGCCGGCGCAGAACACCAGGCUCCUCCACUCGUUCCACAGUGAAGCGAACAGCUCAGCUGGACAAAGUGCUCUCAGAUAUGAAGCGUCACCAAAAGCUUGAGGAGCAGAUCCUCAGGACGGGUCGCGACCUUUUUAAAAGCGAAAAGUCCAAACAGGAGCGCUCGUCUCCCAGCAGUCAGCGGGACAGAGACAAGGAGAGAGAGCGAGACAGCGAUCCCAGCACCAUCUUCAGCCCCCGACAAAGGAGAUACUGAAGGAAUGGGGACACGUUUGGGUUACACACCGAUUUCGGGCCUAUGAUCCACUUCAUUUUUAAGAACAGAUGAUAAAAUGCUUCUUUGUUUAUUUUGAGCAUGUUUGAGUUGUUUCUUUUUUACAAUCAAGUUUAGACAUGUGUGAUUUGAGUGACUGUGUUAACGUGACAUGUAUGCAAGAGUUCUCGGGUUGAAUAAAUGUAUGAUGUUGGA